Molecule: messenger RNA, 996 nt
Organism: Punctularia strigosozonata HHB-11173 SS5
Lineage: Eukaryota; Fungi; Basidiomycota; Agaricomycetes; Corticiales; Punctulariaceae
Product: cytochrome-b5 reductase
Exons: 8
Coding region: 1-996 (331 amino acids)
Biological process (GO): ergosterol biosynthetic process
Molecular function (GO): cytochrome-b5 reductase activity, acting on NAD(P)H
Source: RefSeq, a predicted model, not a curated record
AUGUCCUCCUUCUUGCGUGCCGCGGCUGGUACCCGCACUUUCGCUAGGCGGUUUGCUACGGUACCGCCGAAGAAGGACUCCAACUUGCCUUACUACCUUCUUGGCGGUGGCGUCGCCGGUCUCUCCCUAUAUUUGUACCUGGACUGGGACAAUCGCAAGGCUGUUUUCGAAAAGGUCGACCAGGAUGCGCAAAAGUCUAAGGAUCCCAUAAGCGUGUUCGACUCUAAGGAAUUCCGCGACUUCAAGCUGAAGCGUACAGAACCUUGCAACCAUAACACAACGAAAUACGUUUUCGAGCUUCCCGAAAACGCCCCCUCCAAACUACCCGUUUCCUCCUGCGUGCUCUUCCGCGCGUCCGAUGCCGAGUCUCUACAAACCAAAGAUGGCAAACCCGUCGUCCGUCCUUACACUCCCACUUCCCCCUCUGAUCUGCCCGGGGAGAUGGAGUUCAUAGUCAAGCGAUAUGAAAAUGGUGCGAUGUCGCAAUACCUGCACACGCUCAAACCAGGCGACUCUCUCGCUAUCAAGGGUCCGCUACUUAAGUUCCCAUACAAGAUGAACGAGUAUGACGAGAUUGGCAUGGUUGCCGGCGGCAGCGGAAUAACACCGAUGUACCAAGUUCUUCAGCAUGCGCUCGCCGACCCUUCUAACAAGACCAAAUUCACCCUUCUCUUCGGGAACGUGGAAGAACGUGACAUUUUACUCAAGGAAGAAUUUGAUAAGCUUAAGAAGAAACAUCCCGACACAUUCGAGAUCAUCCAUGUUCUCGGAACUCCACCGGAGGGUUGGAAAGGACCAAGUGGCUUUAUCACGAAGGAGCUGAUGCAGAAACACUUUGGUGGUCCUGAGAAGCAGGACAAGAUCAAGAUCCUUGUUUGUGGCCCUCCUGCCCAGGUUGCGGCCGUUGCAGGCAAGAAGGAAGGAAUGAAGCAGGGUCCUCUUGGCGGCGCGCUGAAGGAGCUGGGAUACGAGGAAAGUCAGGUCUUCAAGUACUAA